CUUUGAUUUUUGUGGAGGGAAGUAUUCUUCACAUUCUAUUAUUAAAAAAAUAUAUUUUUUUGCAAAAUAAUUGGAAAAAAAAUCAAGGAAAAAGAAAACCAAAUUCAGACAACGUUUUCUUCUUUCCUUAUCCAAUUCCUAUGAUUCGUUGAUUUGUCUUUUACUUUAAGAAAACAAUUAAAAUAUAAAAAAUUAUUAACUUUUUUCCAUUUUGCCAAAGUUCUUGAAUUCUUAUGCAAACCUUUCUUUGACUUUAUAAUUUGAUUUUUUCAACAAUAGGAAAAUUUGAUCAAAGGGUACAUUCUUCAUUGAGAUGAUCUAAUUUUCAACCAAAAAGCCAAAUAUUUUCUGUAUUAAGAAACUGAUAGAUGGGAGUUUCCAGAUAAUAGCAGUGAUUAAUGAUUAGGGUCUUCAAGUUGGAGGCUGGAGAUGUCUACCCAGCAUGAAAAUUCUGAUCCCAAUUCCUCUUCUGGAUCAAGCUCCUGUUUAUAUGAUCUCUUAUGCUCAGAAACACCACGUUGGAAUCGACCAAGUGACGCAGAGAGUAUACCUUGGAUUCCGAGAAAGGACACAUGGAGAUCUGCAGGUCCACAAGGAAGGCUGGAGAGAUUGUUGAAUGAGUCUGGAAAUGGCUUUUGUGCAGAUUGUGGAUCCCCAGAUCCGAAAUGGGUAUCUUUAAGUCUUGGGGUGUUUAUUUGUAUCAAAUGCUCUGGUGUUCAUAGAAGCCUUGGAGUGCAUAUAUCUAAGGUUUUAUCAGUGAAGCUAGAUGAAUGGACAGAUGAACAAGUUGAUAUUCUGGUAAAUUUGGGUGGCAAUACUGUGGCAAACAGUAAGUAUGAAGCUUGCCUUCCGGAUAACCUUAAAAAGCCAAGACCAGAUUCCUCCAUCGAGGAGCGCUCUGAUUUCAUCAAGAGAAAAUAUCAGAUGCUGCAAUUUUUGGAUGGCAAUGAACAAAAGGUCUGCCCCUAUCCGCCUCAUCAAAGGAUUUCAUCUUCUGCGUCUUCAGCCCUCCAGUUUACCCAAGAUAAAAAACAGUAUGAGAAACAACCAACUAGACAUCGUAUCGGACACAAAUUUAGAAACAGCUGGGGAAGAAAAGAUAAUGAUCAUCGCAAGUCUGCCAAGAAGAACAACUCAUUGGCAGGUAUGGUUGAAUUUAUUGGGCUGGUUAAGGUGAAUGUGGUUAAAGGCACCAACCUAGCUGUCCGGGACAUGGUGACUAGCGACCCCUAUGUCAUUCUUGCAUUGGGUCAACAAUCGGUCAAGACCCGUGUCAUAAAGAACAACCUAAAUCCAGUGUGGAAUGAAAGCCUAAUGUUGUCAAUUCCAGAAAACAUUCCUCCUCUCAAAGUGCUUGUGUAUGAUAAAGAUACUUUCUCAAGUGAUGAUUUUAUGGGGGAUGCGGAGAUCGACAUUCAACCACUGGUUGCUGCGGCGAAAGCCUAUGAGAAUUCUGAGCUUCAGGAAUCAACGCAGCUUGGUAAAUGGGUAGCAAGCAGAGACAACACCCUAGUAAAAGAUGGUAUCAUCACCUUAAUCGAUGGAAAAGUAAAACAGGAGAUCUCUCUUAGGCUACAAAAUGUUGAGAGAGGGGUCCUAGAGAUCGAGCUUGAAUGUGUUCCUCUUACUCAAUAGAUGUCAGAAAGACUCAGUGUCGUGUUUAAAAUUGUUAGGCCUACUUGCAUUGAGAGGGAACCUUAUGGAAGGAUCGUGAAGUGUUUGAGAGAUUAAGUUCAAGUGAGCUUGUGUGUCCUCAGCGAUCAGCUGGGAACCCCCAUUUAUAGAGUGAGGCAAUGGUAUGCGGAUGCUGGUAGAAUUUGUAGCACCCCACUUGCACUCUCGGCUUUGCUCCUUAUAAUAGCUUUUUCUCUUCUUUCUUUCAUCUUUCCCCAUUUUUGCCAAUGUAGGGCCCCAAUUGAGCCAACCCCAUUGUUUGGGAGAGUGGUCUGACACUAGGGUCCCUCUCCAACUCCCUAAUGAGAAAUGAGCUAAUACAUGGUUUUAAUCAAAAUUUUGAACUGAACUAUCUUUAUAUUCCAUAAAUCCAGCAAGUAAAAGCACUCUUCAGAAAAUCUCUAAUGCUACAUUUGAAAGGGUUGAAAUAUGGGUGAAAUCAAACAGAUACAUAUCUUUUGGAGAAACCAAAACAUUAUCUUAAUGAAAUAAAUUUGGUUAUCAAUACGAGUAUUGAGUUGAGCUAAUAAUGUGACUCCUAACGUUAAUUGAGUUUUAAAAAAAAUAAUUAUGCUAAUUGGAGUUAAUUUAGUAAAUAUCAAAUAUUUUAUUUAUAAGGUUUAGGUUUGAUUAUCAUUAUCAAUAAUUCUUUUUGGUGGGUAAUUUGUAAAUCUAAUGUAAACUUAAAUGAUUUGUAAAUCCAAUGUAAACUUAAAUUUACGGUUCUUGAAAUGAGAAAAUCUCUCCUCACUUUGAAUUUUUUGUAAAAAAAAAAGAAGUCAAAUAUAUAUAUAUAUAUAUAUAUGUAUAAGUUGGUAUUUCAACUACAGUAUAAUGUUGGAUGUCGAAUCUUGAUUUCCAAUUCUAAACACAUUGGAUUUGAAGCUGUCAUUUUGGACUUGAACAUUCACAUCAUCAAUAAAAACACAAUAUGUCUGCAGGAAGUAAGGAUUUGAUGGAGUGAAAUUGGAUGCAAUUUCUUGUAAAAGUUGUUAGAAUGAAGGUGGAAAAUAGAUCAGAACCAAUAAAAAUCAUAUUUAUAAAGAGGUGUCCAUGGCAAUGUUCCUACUUGAUGUAUCAGACUCCCAAUGUUUGAAAGCAUGAAAAUGGUGGUUGAGUAAUCCUUCUAUGGUCGUACAAGGCAUGUUUCAACAGUACUCAAAUUCUAGCAAGGCAAAUUAGUGCAAUUCUGAAUAGCAAACUCAGUUUUCGGGUUCGGAUCAACCUUCUCUUGAACAAUGAGAAUGUUCUGUUGCUUUGGUAUAGGUUGCAUGUUACAAUUUUGUAAGACAACAGCUGAGUUUCCAAAUAUGAAAUCACCUGUUCCAAUAAUGUCGCAUUCACAGUAGGCCACUGCCUGAUGCUUUUGCGGUCCAGCAGUGCUGACAAAUCGCAUAUCUCAAGCAACAAUGCCUUUUCCAAACACAAUUG
Durio zibethinus is the source of this 3105-nucleotide messenger RNA. Its product is annotated as putative ADP-ribosylation factor GTPase-activating protein AGD11. Lineage: Eukaryota; Viridiplantae; Streptophyta; Magnoliopsida; Malvales; Malvaceae. Gene Ontology annotation, molecular function: GTPase activator activity; phospholipid binding. The record is from RefSeq and is a predicted model, not a curated record.